Molecule: messenger RNA, 3820 nt
Organism: Dreissena polymorpha
Lineage: Eukaryota; Metazoa; Mollusca; Bivalvia; Myida; Dreissenidae
Product: alpha-(1,6)-fucosyltransferase-like
Exons: 7
Coding region: 501-1751 (416 amino acids)
Biological process (GO): protein N-linked glycosylation
Molecular function (GO): alpha-(1->6)-fucosyltransferase activity; protein binding
Source: RefSeq, a predicted model, not a curated record
CUACCGUGUUGCCUCGGAACUCCCCCAACCCCUAAGUUCAGUUUGAUGAUAUGGGUUUGCAUAACAUACGAAGGUGUCGGUUCUGUAACUGUUCUGAAGGGUAACAUUAAUGCUGAAAAGUAUAUUUCCAUCCUAGAAGAUAAUCUCUGGCCCGUUGUAGCUCGCCAUUUCCCGGAUGGAAGGUACAUAUUCUAGGACGAUAACGCCCCGAUACAAAGAGCCCGGGUUGUAAGCCAGUUCAAAACAGAACAUAGAAUUCAUUCUAUGAUCUGGCCUGCCCAAAGUCCGGACUUAAAUAUAAUAGAGAACGUAUGGCAUAGGCUUAAAAGACAACUAAAAAAUCAACCCGAUGUCGUAGACACACAAAAUAAGCUUGAGGCAGACAUUCGGAACAUCUGGAUAAACAUUCCUGUUGAAUAUAUUAGAAACUUGUAUUCGAGUUUACCAAGGAGAAUACAGAGUGUAAUAAAAUCGAAAGGCUAUAUAACCAAAUAUUAAGGAUGAUGAAGAAUGACCAGAGCAGACUGGCAAAUGCGGUGGAUGGUGAUGUGGACUGGCGCAAGAGGGAGGCGCUCAGACUCACUGACCUUGUACAGAGGAGGCUUGAUUAUCUUCAGAAUCCUACGGAUUGUGACAAGGCAAAGAAAAUUGUCUGCAAUCCUGGUAAGGCGUGUGGCUGCGGGUGCAGACUGCAUCAUGUGACCUACUGCCUGAUCAUGGCGUACGCCACCCAGCGCACGCUCAUCUUGCACUCGGAGGAUUUGGGGUACGCUUUCCAGGGCUGGGAGUCUGUAUUCUUGUCAAUCAGCAAGACAUGCCGCUCCACCGUCGGUCAAACGACCACUCGCUGGGGACCGAAUUCUAUGACGGAUGAUUCGCAAGUCAUCGAGCUUCCUACAUUGGACAAUUUGUCUCCGCGCCCAAGUUUUUUACCGCUAGCGAUACCAGAGGACAUCGCUGAUCGCUUGACCCGUGUUCACGGUGACCCUUCGGCCUGGUGGGUAGGUCAGUUUGUGACCUACUUGACCAGACCAAAUGCCAUGAUGCGGAAAUUUUUGAAUGAGAGCAAAGAAAAGCUGGGCUUUGUUAACCCUAUUGUUGGAGUGCACGUGAGACGGACAGACAAGAUCGGUACGGAGGCCAAAUUUCACAGCAUUGAUGAGUACAUGCGUUAUGCCAACGAGUGGUUCGAUAUUUACCAGAAGCAGCACCCUGGAGUCCAGAGGAGGGUGUACCUGGCGUCAGACGAUCCAGGGGUACUGCAUGAGGCUAAACAGAAAUACCCAAACUACACCUUUGUGAGCGACAACGAGGUCUCAAGGACGGCAGGCCUGGGCGAUCGUUUCACGAAUGCCUCCUUACAUGGUAUUAUCCUCGACAUUUACCUGCUGUCGCGAUGCGAUUUCAUCGUCUGUACCUUCUCAUCAAAUGUUUGCAGAGUUUCAUACGAGCUGAUGAUGCCACUACACGGGGACCCCUCAAUACGGUUCAAGUCUCUCGACGACUUAUAUUACUUCCACGGACAGAACGCACACAAUGUGCUGGCGAUUGAGGAUCACCAGAGUCGACACGAUGGAGAGAUCAGCUUUAAUGUUGGGGACAUUGUCGGCGUGGCGGGAAAUCAUUGGGACGGGUAUUCCAUGGGUACACACGUGAAGACGGGAAGGUCAGGUCUGUUCCCGUCAUAUAAGUUUGUGAAUAUAAUUGAGCGUGUAAAGAUGCCUACAUAUCAUGAAGAACCUGAUUUGUGAUAACUAAAAACUGUUCUUGCUCAGAACAUACAAAUCGGUUAAGGUAUAAUGUAAAUUCAUGCUUAUAUCCAUCGAAUUUCAUUUAAUCUGAAGCUUACUGGCCUCUUUGUUUCUCUUUCUCGAGAGAUCUAAAGUGAAAAACAAAACAAAAUCGAAUGUUAAAAAAAGUUACCAUUCUUAAAAGACACAAAUAUUGUGUCUUUAAAUAAUAUAACUAGAAGUGUCUGCUUUCAUUUGAUUAUUUAACAUUUACAUCUAUCGCGUUUAUGCAUUAAGCAGUAAAAUUAUUGUUUUUCUUUUCUUUGCAUUUUCAUUUAAAGAACAUGAAAGUUUAUCUGGCUAUUAAUUUGUUGUUUCGUUUUAUUGUGAAAUGAAAGUUCAUUUGCAUAUUAUUUACUCAUUUUAAAUGUUAUCACGAUUAUUGUAUGACUGCAUUGGACGUGAACAUUUGUCCUGUGAGUUUACUGGCUUUCAAAAAGACGGCCACUUAAUUUUAAAACUCUAUUCAAACAUCAAACUGGUAAGAUCAUUUUUGUUGAGUUCACGAUCGUAAAUAUCGAUGCUCCAUGCAUGCGUGCUAACAUGUGUGCGUGCCUGUGUCUGUCGUAGUUUGUCUGGACCGUUACUUUGUCAUUAAUCAUCCAAUUAUACAAUAACUACAAAUAGUAAGCAUCUUUACUCUUGCGACAAUUUGUCAUUUGUAAUACGCGUCCUUCAGCCUCAAAGGUAAAGGUCACACCAAAAGGUCAAUUGUAUUUUUCUCCCCAUUUACCAGCUUUUCCGGACUGUAACUUCGUCAUUCUUCGCGCAAUUAUGAAAUAAAAAACAGUCUGUACUGAAUGUAACUUUAUUAUUCAUCAGUUCAUUUUAAUAUUAUCUACCUCACUUGUUAACCGGUGUUCUAUGCGUUACUUCCUAAUUGCUCAAGGUCUCACAUUAUAAACAAACAACUGCUUGCCUAGAUUGUUUUUUCAUCAUUCAUGUGUUUCCCCUUAAUUGUUGCUCUUGUUUUCAUGUGUUUGUCGCUUAUUCAGAACAUUAAUUUUUUUAUUAUUAAGUGUAUUGCAUAUUUAUUUAUACAGUUUUUUUAUUGAUGUUUUUACAGAUAACCACUAAAUGCAUAAUACAUAUCAAAUGCCCUGUGCUUUGUACACACUUAUUACGGCUGAAUUUGCAGAAUAUAAAACAAAAAGCGAAUAUCCAUUACAUAUAUGUAAAAUGUAUACAUACAAGACAUAUACUGUAUUAAACAUAAGUUCGUUCCCAGGAUUGAUAAUAUUUUACAUACUAAAAAGACACCAAUAGUGUGUCUUUAAAUAAUAUUACUAAAAGUGUCUGCUUUCAUUCGAUUAUUUAACACAAAAAUUUCCGCUAAUAUCCAUCUAGCCGUCAAAUUAUUGUUUACUUUCUUUGCAUUUUCAUUUCAAGAGCAUGGAAGUUCAUCUGGCUAUUUUAUUGUUGUUUCGUUUUAUUUUUAAAUGAAAGUUCAUUUGAAUAGUGUGUUUUCAUUUAAUUUGUUAUCACUAUUGUUGUAAGACUGUAUUGUCCUGUGAGUUUACUGGUCUUCAAUAAGACGGCCACUUAAUUUGUAAUUUUUUUCCCAUUUAACAGCUUUUCCGGACUCUAACUUCGUCAUUCAUCGUGCAUUUUGAAACCAUUUUCCACAAAUUUCCAUAAGCAGAAGACGAUGUGUCACCUUUUAAAAAUCUUAUUAACUCCUUCAAAGGUCAAGGUAAAACUAAUGGAGCAAAUGUUAAAUUUUGAAAUAAAACAGUCUGUACAGAAUGUAACUGUAUCAUUCAUCAUUUUAUAAUCAUUUACAUCACUUGUUAACCGUGUUUGCACGUACAACUAUGUGUUACUUCUUAUUUCUCAAGGUCUCACAUUAAGAACAAUGGCCAUAAAACUGCUUCGUGUGUCACCCUUUAAUUGUUGCUCUUGUUUUCAUUUGUUUGUCGCUUAUUCAGAACAUAAAAUGUUUAUUAUGAAUUAUAUUGCAUAUUUAUGUAUACAAUGUUAUUGAUGUUUUUACAUAUAACAAAUUAAGGCAUAAUACAUUUCAAAUUUCC